AUGACUACUCAUUGUAAUGAUCCCGAAGCCGCACACGGCGAGAACAGCAUACCGGCAACGACGCUCGAAUCUCCAGAGAACCUGAACAUCAGGUCUAUCCUUCGCAAGUGGGGGUUGUAUCCACAGCCCGCCGACACUUCACAAAACCCGGGAAACCCUACGAAUGGACCAUCCCUAGAACCUGUCUAUAGUCGCGAGAUCAACCGGUACCCCGAAGGUCUACCACGCCAAGCCGCCGAGCAAGAGGCAUUCGAAGGCACCGCGAUCCACCGAAAGUUCGGCAAUCUCCUACAACGCUGUCUCCUGGACUACCAAUACAGGCUGUCGGCCUUGGCAAAGAAGCUUCUUGAGUUGGACCUUCAAAUGGCUGCUACCAGAGCACCAGGCGGUCUUGCAGAGGCUCCAGAGAACGCCAGAGACAUUGAAGACGGAACAGACACUGGGGAGGUCCCUGGCAACGAAGCCUUGUUUAGCAGCGAGAAACAAGACGACAUAUUACCGCAGAAGAUAUCACAAGUCCUGGAGGAGAUUUGGCCGCUUCUUAACAGCUAUUACCAAAUGUUGUCAAACGAGAGAGCUCUGAGUUUAUUUCACGAGGUACAAGAGCCAGAGUUCUGGAACCGAUACUACAAGAUUGAAGAUGAUGGCUACCUUAACGAGGAAGAGAUGGAGUAUCUUCGCUAUCCUGAGGACUUUAUUAGCACAGCAACGGAUCCGCUGUGGCCGACGAUCGCAGUGUGGAUGCACAUCCUGCCGAAGUGGCUUAUGCUGGUAAGCUUUCAAGGACAACAGAGUUUUUCAACAGAGGUUUUACUGACUUUUCGCGUCGGUUCGAAGUUCCUCUUCAAGGAUGACGGAACGGAGAAGCAGAAGUUUGCGUCUGCUCUAGGGAUGGGACGGAUGAAGAUGUUCAUCAAAUGCAUUCUUUCACUGACUUAUGCUAUCUUUAUAUUGCUGCCGAUUCUAUUCCUCUACAUCUUUCCAGGUAUGGGAAGGCUAGGUGCUGCAUGCCUCGUGGCUGGUUCUACCGUCCUGUUCAUAGCUAUGAUGGCUGGCCACCAAGGGACCACACGGCCGGUCAUAUUUGUAGGGGCCUGUACCUAUGUUGCUGUUCUCUUCGCGGUUUUGUCCAGUCUCCAGGGGAGGUAA
Molecule: messenger RNA, 1149 nt
Organism: Colletotrichum gloeosporioides
Lineage: Eukaryota; Fungi; Ascomycota; Sordariomycetes; Glomerellales; Glomerellaceae
Exons: 4
Coding region: 1-1149 (382 amino acids)
Source: RefSeq, a predicted model, not a curated record